CACAGAAGAUAGAAGAUAGAGAGAAAAAUGCCGAGUUUUGUGACAGGUUUCAUGGUGCAAGACAGCACUUCCUGCUGGUUGCUCCUUAUCUUACCCAUCUUCCUCAUUGUGAUAUUUAAAUGGUAUUCCAAUUCUGCAGUCAACAAAACCUCUCUCCCUUCUCCACCAAAAUUUCCAGUGAUAGGAAAUCUCCAUCAACUAGGUUUGUACCCUCAUCGCACCUUCCAUUCUCUGGCUCAGAAGUAUGGUCCCUUGAUGCUUCUUCAUUUUGGUAAAAAACCAGUACUCGUAGUCUCUUCCGCAGAAGCUGCUCGCGAGGUGAUGAAAACCCAUGAUCUCGUAUUUUCAAGCAGGCCCAAACUUAAAAUGUUUGAUAUCCUCUUAUAUGGCAAUAAGGACAUUGCCUCAGCCCCAUAUGGAGAAUACUGGAGGCAGUUAAGAAGCAUCUGCGUGUUGCAUCUUCUGAGUAACAAAAGGGUUCGAUCCCUUCGCGGUGUGAGAGAGGAAGAAACUUCCAUAAUGAUGGAAAAGAUCAACCACGCUUGUUCUGCUAACAGAUCAGUGAACUUGAGCGAGUUAUUUUCAUCGGUUACGAACGAUGUGAUUUGCAGGGCGGCUUUGGGCAGGAAAUAUGGAGAGGGGAGUGGGAGAAAAUUUAUGGAGUUAUUAGCGAAGUUUGCAGAGCUGCUGGGUUCUGUUGUGAUGGGGGACUAUAUACCCUGGCUUGAUUGGGUUGGUCAUGUGAGUGGCUUGUACGGUAAAGCCUACGCAGUGGCUGAAGAGUUUGAUCGAUUUUUGGAGGAAGUAAUUGAGGAGCACGAUACGAAUCGUCCAAAAGAAGGCGAUGGUGAUUUUGUGGACGUUUUGCUUUCCGUUCAAAGGACUAACUCCAUGGGCUUUCCCAUCGACAGGUCUGCCAUAAAGGCUUCGAUCUUGGACAUGUUUUUUGCGGGUACAGAUACCACAUACACAGUCUUAGAUUGGACAAUGGCAGAAUUGUUAAGACAUCCAAAUGUUAUGAAAAAGUUACAAGAUGAGGCUAGAAAUGUGAAAGGAGACAAAUCACACAUAAUAACAGAGGAGGAUACAGAUCACAUGCCCUACCUAAGGGCAGUGUUGAAAGAAACACUUCGCCUGCACCCUCCAGUUCCUUUACUACCCCCUCGAGAAAGCAUGCAAGAAAUAAAACUACUUGGCCAUCACAUUGGUGCUAAGACGCAUGUAAUUGUGAAUGCUUGGGGGAUAGCAAGAGAUCCUGUGCAUUGGGACAAUCCUCAAGAAUUCAAGCCAGAGAGGUUCUUGAACAGUUCAAUAGAUUAUAAAGGACUUGAUUUUCAAUUGAUCCCAUUUGGAGCAGGAAGAAGGGGGUGUCCUGGAACACAACUUGCAAUGGCGUUGAACGAGCUUGUGAUAGCAAACGUUGUGUUCCACUUUGAUUGGUCUUUGCCAAACGGAGAACAAGGGAAGGACUUGGACAUGUCUGAAGCAGUUGGGCUUACUGUGCAUAAAAAGAUACCUCUUCUGGGAGUUGCGUUGCCGUGCAACAAGUGAAGGCCACAUGAAUCGGCCAAAUUGGGAUGCGUACGUCCUAAACGAAGAGGGCCACAAGAAACAAAUUGGCUCAUGCGUAUCGGGUCGGGUUAUGAGAUACAAACCACGAAACUCAACGGCCCACUACAGCAAAUGAGGAUAUCUACUACUUGCUUUCUGGGGGGUUCAGAAGUUAUAUGAAAAAACCUUCUGACCAUCAUAGGCUUUACGUAGGUUAGAGCCCUUCUAUUCAAAUGGGCUUGGCUCAACCUAAUACAAAACCUCGUAAUGUUAAAUUAGG
Molecule: messenger RNA, 1831 nt
Organism: Neltuma alba
Lineage: Eukaryota; Viridiplantae; Streptophyta; Magnoliopsida; Fabales; Fabaceae
Product: cytochrome P450 71A2
Exons: 3
Coding region: 28-1551 (507 amino acids)
Molecular function (GO): heme binding; oxidoreductase activity, acting on paired donors, with incorporation or reduction of molecular oxygen; iron ion binding
Source: RefSeq, a predicted model, not a curated record